AUGUUGUCGCGAAAUACUUUGAAUCCUGCCGAUAUUACCGUGUUGUUUCGAAAUUACUCCACCGCGGAACCACCGCCUAUAGAGUUGCUUCGCAAUCCACAAUUCUUAGGUAUCGCGAUACAACUACUGGUCGACGCACUUUUCAAACCAGGUGUAAAAAUCAAUCCCGAGCACAAGUCCAAAUACGUGUACUUGUUAGCUUACGCAGCCAGCGUGUGCGACGUUCCAGCGAAGAAGGGACAUUCGCGGAAAUUGAACAAAGACGAAUUGAAAACCACCGUUCAAGCCAUAGAAAAAGUUCAUAACAUUUGUAACAUCAACAAAGGAUCCACCGAGUUGAUAGCAGAAUUGCAAACUUUGUAUCAGUCUAUAAGAUUCCCCGUUGUAAGCGUAGGUAUAAUCAGAUGGGUAGAAUGUACCGUAACCGAACCAUCGUAUUUCAAAUUAUGCACGGAACAUUGCCCCGUACAUCUCGCAUUGCUCGACGAAGUUGUAGUUUGCCAUUCUUUGUUGCAUCCGAAAGUGUUGCAACUUCUCGUACAGUUGUUCGAAAGUAAACAAGACGAACUGGAGAUACUCGUGCAGUUGGAAAUGAAAAAGAUGUUAAUCGAUAGAAUGGUAAACUUAUUAAGCAGAGGUUGCGUCGUACCGGUAGUGUGUUACAUCAAACAAUGCUGGCAGCGCGGAGACACGGACGUGUCUUUGAUCAGAUAUUUCGCGACGGAGGUUUUAGAAGCAAUAGCUCCACCAUACACGGCAGAAUUUAUUCAUUUGUUUCUCCCUAUGGUCGAAGACGAAGAAAUCACAGGUACGAUGCGCGGUGACAGCGAAAACGAUCUCGUUUCAGAAUUUAUAGUACACUGCAAAGCACAUUGUCCCACUAUAAGGUGAUGUUUUAAAAGGAAAAUGGAUCGAAUCGAAGAAAAGCCGACGAUGGUAUCGUAAGAUUUUGUUUACUUUGCACAAGAACAUCGAAUCGCUAUACAUAAAUUUUCUUUACUAUUUCGUUAGAUUCCUUCCUUCUUUCAUAGCACAAACGUGCAACAGGAUUCAUCCAUACGUACGUACAUACGUAUUCGAAGAGUCAGAUGAUUUCUCCAUUAAUCUGUGAUAUAAUUUAUAGAUUUUCUGCAGGUUUGCCAUCUUUCCAUCGAGUGAACUUUACGUUUACUUCGUCACGUUUCAGGGCUUCCGAUCGAAGAUCCGCUUUCAAAGCUCGUCUAACAACUCUCGCAGCUAUUUGCGAAUAAUUGAUGUAAUUCAACCCUGCUCGUCUCCACGCAGACAUUUCUGCCGAUAAUUUUAUCCGAAGUAGCAAAGUUUUAAUUCAACGCCGUGACGCGACGAGAAUCGGAACGGAUCGAGUCGUCUAUCGAGUCGCUCGCGUCCAACGCGUAUAUAUCGGCACGAACAUAGAUGGUACAACUAGCAACAAUACCGUUGCAGAGUAACUCGCUCGCUGAGAACGUGCAAGUUUUAAUUUUAAAUUUUGCAAGAAAAGCGCAGCAAGUAGCCGGGAAUAAAUUACGGCCAGGUACGAACGUUUCGAGUAAUUUACGUUCACGUUGAAAGAACGUACAUCUCGUUGAAACUGAACAGCAAAUCAACUCGCUACGCAGAUCAACGUGGGGAUUUAACUCGAGUACAACUAGGGAUAUUUUCUUCGACUAUCUUAUCUCUCAAAAGAUGGAUUUAAAUCUACACUGCACAGAAUCGCGUACGCGCGGUAUAUUUUUGCGAACAAGCAAUUGUUAAAAAUUAUCGUCGUAUCGUAGGAACGCGCGUGUACGUACAUCACGCACACACACACACACACAC
Molecule: messenger RNA, 1818 nt
Organism: Heterotrigona itama
Lineage: Eukaryota; Metazoa; Arthropoda; Insecta; Hymenoptera; Apidae
Source: the annotation of a GenBank genome assembly